AUGCCACGGGCAAGACGCUCGGCGACACGUUCAGCACCAGCAGCCACACCGUCAAGCUACGCCGGUUUGCCACGGUCAGCCAAGGUGGACAUUAGCAUCCAAGUUGUGGUCAACAAUGUCAGAUACACGGCCACCAAGAAGGAGGUCGUCCCCCAAGAUGACUUCGCGGGCGUUUCCCGAGCUGGACCGGACCAUGGCAGUGCGCCUCUUGGCGAGGGCGCCGCAUGCCGAUCCCGUCGUGUACAAACGCUCCGUCAAGGCCAGGAGCGGAAGCACAUCGUUUGCGGCCGCGGCGCCGGCGAGUACACGGUCCGGGCCGUCGGCUUCGUCGGCAAGUGGGUCAUCCACUCCGCCGAGACGGAGCCAACCCUCAAGGUCAGCCCGGCCGGCAGCUAUAUCCUUGGCGACGCCGGUGUUAGUUCUGAAAUUACAAAUAUUAACCCUAUGGACCUGGGUAUCAAGCCCUUGCCUCUGACUGGCGCCAAGACUGUCAUAGACAUUUUUAAACGUGGCUAA
This is a messenger RNA of Metarhizium brunneum ARSEF 3297, 516 nucleotides long. Lineage: Eukaryota; Fungi; Ascomycota; Sordariomycetes; Hypocreales; Clavicipitaceae. The record is from RefSeq and is a predicted model, not a curated record.